UGAAUUCUAAUCAUUUUGUGGUCAGCUAGCCUCCAGCCUGGAGAUUCUGAGCCUGCUUGCAGCAGUAUUUAAAGAUAAUCUACCUCACAGGAAACCAGACACUAUUGGCUAACUUUGCAAAUAAAGAUGCCCUCAGAGGGAGGGAAAGGGAAAUGCUCUCUGACAGAGUCUACGUGGAACAGGGUGGCUGAUUGGCACGCUCAGAGGUUCCCUUUCCAAGCCCAGCCCAGACCCUCACCAUGCCUACCUCCUUCCCUGAGUCAAUUUCAGAAGACUUUCAGUAUGAUGAGAGUGCAGAAGCCUGUCAUAUAGGAGAUAUCGUGGCCUUUGGAACAACUUUCCUGCCCAUAGCAUACUCCCUUGUCUUUGCCUUUGGCCUGGUGGGAAAUUUGCUGGUGGUGUUUUCCCUCAUCCAUAGUCAGAAGUCCAAGAGUAUCACCGACAUCUAUCUCCUGAACCUGGCCUUGUCCGAUCUGCUUUUUGUAGCCACCUUGCCUUUCUGGAUUCACUAUCAGAUAAGGGAACAAGGCUUUCACAAUGCCACAUGCAAACUCACUACUGCCUUCUUCUUCAUUGGUUUUUUUGGAGGCAUAUUCUUUAUCACCAUCAUCAGCAUCGAUAGGUACCUGGCCAUUGUCCUGGCUGCCAACUCCAUGAACAACCGGACAGUGCAGCACGGUGUCACCAUCAGUCUCGGCGUCUGGGCAGCAGCCAUCUUGGUAGCAGCACCCCAGUUCAUGUUCACAAAGCUUACGGAAAACCAGUGCUUCGGGGAUUACCCUGAGGUCCUGCGGGACAUCUGGCCUGUGCUCCGCAACAUGGAAGCAAACAUUCUUGGCUUCCUGCUCCCUUUGCUCAUUAUGAGUUACUGUUACUUCAGAAUCAUGCAGACACUGCUUUCCUGCAAGAACAACAAGAAAGCUAAAGCCAUUAAACUGAUAUUUCUGGUGGUCAUCAUGUUUUUCCUCUUCUGGACACCCUACCACAUUAUGAUUUUCUUAGAGACACUCAGUCUCUACAACUUCUUUCCCAAAUGUGACACGAAGCGGGAUCUGAAAUUGGCGCUCAAUGUGACUGAGACAAUUGCAUUUAUCCACUGUUGUCUCAAUCCCCUUAUCUAUGCAUUCGCUGGAGAGAAAUUCAGAAGAUACCUUUACCACCUGUAUAGGAAAUUCCUGGCUGUCCUAUGUUGCAGAUCCGUCCAUGUAGGUUUCUCCUCUUCUGAAUCACAAAGGAGCAGGAGGGAAAGUGUUCUGAGCAGCAACUUGACUCACUACACCAGUGAUGGAGAUGCGUCCAUGAAUCUCUGAAGAGAUCCCCAAAGCCUUGUCCCUCCA
This is a messenger RNA of Myotis myotis, 1337 nucleotides long. RefSeq names its product C-X3-C motif chemokine receptor 1 (gene CX3CR1). Gene Ontology annotation, biological process: immune response; G protein-coupled receptor signaling pathway; cell adhesion. Gene Ontology annotation, molecular function: C-X3-C chemokine receptor activity. The coding region runs from base 240 to 1310 and encodes 356 amino acids. Gene Ontology annotation, cellular component: membrane. Lineage: Eukaryota; Metazoa; Chordata; Mammalia; Chiroptera; Vespertilionidae. The record is from RefSeq and is a predicted model, not a curated record. The transcript is spliced from 2 exons.